This is a messenger RNA of Erigeron canadensis, 1730 nucleotides long. Its product is annotated as probable mitochondrial adenine nucleotide transporter BTL3. The coding region runs from base 295 to 1569 and encodes 424 amino acids. The transcript has 4 exons. The record is from RefSeq and is a predicted model, not a curated record. Gene Ontology annotation, biological process: transmembrane transport. NCBI's taxonomy places the organism in Eukaryota, Viridiplantae, Streptophyta, Magnoliopsida, Asterales, Asteraceae.
GUAACGACAAUACCAAAGAUCGCACACCUUCUACUCAAACUAACACCUAACAUAGUAGUACUACCAAAGUACCAACAACAAUAACAAUGUCCACAAAACAAAAAUUCCCAAAAACAAAAACGGGAAUAAUAAUCACUACGUUGUUAACUAAGCUGUAAACAACACCAAUGUUGUCCCAAUUCAAUUCAUUUAUUUAAACAUCCAUUAACCAACACUUUCUGAUCUCCACUUUUUAAAAAUUCUCUGUUUUUUGUGUUGUUUUAUAAUUAAUUUAUAAAAAUAAAAAAAUCAAAGAUGAAAGGGUUGGAGUUAUGGAUGAAAGAUCUAAUUGGAUCGAAACAACCCGAAAACAUAAUUGAGGGUUCUUCAUCUACAGAUUUUGUAAAGGGUGGAUUGUUUCUUGAAUCAGGUACAUUUGUUUCUUCUUCAUCAUCUAUAUCAUGUUUUGUUUCUAUACAAAAUAACAAUACUAGUAGUAGUAGUAGUAGAUCGGGUGGACUUGUUUCGUGUUCGUUGCGUCGAAAAAGGGGUCGUAGGGGACACGGUGGGGCCGGGUUUUUGUCGGUUACGUUGUCGGUUAAAGACGGUGGGGGUGAUGGGGGACAAGGGUUUGAAAUAGAGAAUGAAAAUGAAGAGAAAGAUGUAUUGGUGGAAAAGAAAGUGGGUGCUUUUAAUACUACUAAGCAUCUUUGGGCUGGUGCUGUUGCUGCUAUGGUCUCAAGAACUUUUGUUGCGCCACUUGAGAGACUGAAGCUGGAAUAUAUGGUUCGUGGGGAACAGAAACAUCUUGUUGACCUUAUCCAAUCGAUUGCGGCCUCUCAAGGGAUUAAAGGAUUUUGGAAAGGAAAUUUUGUGAAUAUUCUUAGAACGGCCCCAUUUAAGGCCAUCAAUUUCUAUGCUUAUGAUAAAUACAGAAGUGAAUUGCUGAAGCUAACUGGAAACAAGGAAACUACUAACUAUGAAAGAUUUAUUGCUGGUGCUGCUGCCGGAAUUACGGCUACUAUACUCUGCAUACCCAUGGACACUAUUAGAACAAAAAUGGUGGCACCUGGUGGAGAAGCCUUGGGAGGUGUUAUUGGUGCUUUUCGCCACAUGAUCCAAACUGAGGGAUUUUUUUCAUUAUACAAAGGCUUACUACCUUCAAUAAUAAGCAUGGCACCUUCAGGGGCAGUAUUUUAUGGAGUUUAUGAUAUAUUAAAGUCAAAUUAUCUGCAUUCAGCCGGAGGAAUAAAGAGACUUCAACAUAUGAAGGAUGCUGAGCAGGAACUAAAUGCUUUUGAGCAAAUGGAACUGGGUACCGUUAGAACACUAAUAUAUGGGGCGAUUGCAGGAUGUUGUGCUGAAGCUGCUACAUACCCGUUUGAAGUUGUUAGAAGACAACUUCAAAUGCAAGUUCGUGCCACAAAAAUGAGUGCAGGGGCGACUUUUUUGAAGAUAGUUGAGCAAGGUGGCGUCCCUGCUCUGUAUGCAGGAUUGACUCCAAGUUUAUUACAGGUGCUACCAUCGGCUGCAAUAAGUUACUUUGUUUAUGAGCUCAUGAAGAUAGUUCUUAAAGUUGAACCGGAAUAAGGCACACCUGGUUCUCCAACUUUAAAAUAGUUUUGCACCCGUAAAGAACUUUUCGCUAGGAAUACUAACGUGUCAGUGUCCAUGAUCAUAGAAACUUUUGUAUGAAACUUUACAAAUUUGAGCAAAAAUAUCGGAAUAGCUAGUAAACAUGUUAGUCGUGA